CUACGAGGCAAAGUGGGGGGAGAAACAGACACACACGGGGCCUAGUCGCCACAUCUUUCAUGCGAGGAAGCUGUGCCGCUAAACCACCCGUUUUUGGUUUCCCAAAACAACUCCGGCCCGGGCCUCAGUCCGCGGUCUAGAGUUUGACAGCGGGCCGUUUGAGACUGAAGCACGUCGGCUUGUAGCUGCCAGCCUGCCCCUGUGCCCAAACCACCAUCAUGGGAGACAGCAGAGAUUCUCGCAGCCCCGACAGCUCUUCUGUGUCCUCCCCUCCAUCGGGCCAACGCUCGCCCCCACUGGUUCCCUCAGCUGCAGCUUCCAUGACCUCACUGCCUCCCAUUACCACCGCAGGAGUUAACAGUCCCAUCACUAGCAUUGGCUCCCCAUUUUCUGUCAUCAGCUCUUCACUGGGCUCCCCAUGCUUACCUGGCACACCAUCAGUGGGCUAUGGCCCCAUUAGCAGCCCGCAGAUCAACUCCACAGUCUCCAUGUCAGGGCUCCAUGCAGUGAGCAGCUCUGAUGAUGUGAAACCUCCGUUGGGCCUAAAGCAGCUGUCAGCCCAUAGCCCAGGGCCAAUGCUCUCCCAGAAACGUCUUUGUUCCAUCUGUGGAGACAGAUCCUCUGGUAAGCACUAUGGUGUGUACAGCUGUGAGGGCUGUAAAGGCUUCUUCAAGCGAACAGUACGCAAAGACCUGACCUACACCUGUCGAGACAAUAAAGACUGUAUGGUGGAUAAGAGACAGAGAAACCGCUGCCAGUACUGCCGCUACCAGAAGUGCCUGGCCAUGGGCAUGAAGAGAGAAGUGGCCAAGAUGAACGACAGAUCUGUUCAAGAAGAGCGACAGAGAAACAAAGAGCGAGAUGGUGAGGUGGAGUCUACUAGUGCAGCAAAUGAGGAGAUGCCAGUGGAGAAGAUUUUAGAAGCGGAAAUGGCUGUCGAGCAGAAGACAGAGCUUCAUGCUGAUGGAAGUUCAGGCGGCAGCUCUCCCAAUGACCCAGUCACCAACAUCUGUCAGGCGGCAGACAAGCAGCUCUUCACCCUGGUGGAGUGGGCUAAGAGGAUCCCUCACUUCUCUGAGCUGCCCCUGGAUGACCAGGUCAUCCUGCUGCGUGCAGGCUGGAAUGAACUCCUGAUUGCAUCCUUCUCACAUCGCUCCAUCUCAGUGAAGGACGGGAUUUUACUGGCCACCGGCCUGCAUGUCCACAGGAACAGUGCUCACAGUGCAGGUGUCGGAGCCAUCUUUGACAGGGCGCACAAUGCCGAGGUUGGGGCCAUAUUUGACAGGGUUUUAACAGAGCUAGUAAGCAAGAUGAGAGACAUGCAAAUGGAUAAGACAGAGCUGGGCUGCCUUCGAGCCAUCAUCCUUUUCAACCCAGAUGCCAAGGGUUUGUCCAACCCCAGUGAGGUGGAGCUCCUGAGGGAGAGGGUCUACGCAUCUCUUGAGUCUUACUGCAAACAGAAAUAUCCGGAUCAACAGGGAAGGUUUGCAAAGCUCCUCCUCCGACUCCCAGCACUGCGCUCCAUAGGUCUGAAGUGCCUGGAGCAUCUGUUCUUCUUUAAACUAAUCGGUGACACGCCCAUUGACACCUUCCUGAUGGAGAUGCUUGAGGCUCCUCACCAGCUCACUUAGGGGAGCCAGGUCCGGUCCAGUCAGGACCCCAUGCACACCAGGAUUACCAACACAUCACCCCAUGUUGGGUCAUUGGCUCUUCUCAUUGGGCCUCACUUAACUGCAGCACCUGCUGGUUUUAAUAUACCAGCUGUCACCCACUUACACACAUGCAAAAACACACACAUUUUCCCUGUCACUGUCUAAGUAUCUUCUCACACACUCAUGCAGAUCUUAGCUUGCGUACAUGACUUUACAUCCAACACAAUUAACACUCAUACAACACAACUAAUACACAUUUAAUAUGGCUCUGUAUGAACAAUUUGCCAAUACACACAAACACUUUCACAAUCCAGAUUCUGAUUACCGCAGGGGAUUUGACUCAUGGAAUUCACCCCCUUUUUAUUACACACGUAUACAGUUCAUGUCUUAAUUUGAGGUUAGCCUUCAGUUUUCACAGCUUCAUCUCACAGUGGGUUUUUGCUUCUGCGUAACACUUCCCCUGUUUUUACUUGGGUUACCUAGUUACACUGCUAGCUACACCUCUGUAUAUUGUAUUCAUCAGUAGUCUGUUAGUUAUUCAUGUAUGGUUUUAGCUUAAAAUCAGGUGCGUAGCAUUUCAAUCAAAAUCCUCAUCAAAAAAAAAAAAAAUCAUUUCUUUUAGGACAGGAGGUGUCGUAUAAUGGACAGGCAGAAACACCUUCCUUGUGAGAUCAUCCAAUCUCAUAAACGUUGAAAUAUUUUAUGCUUUCUUGAAUAUUCAUGCUGAAACUUGUUUGAGUUUCUAUUUUGAAGUACUGUACUCAUGAAAUGAGAGCUUUUUCCAAGGCAUUGAAAUCCAGGAAAAAGGGGGGUGGGAGUUGACAAACCUUGUCCCUCCCACCAUGAUGCGCACAGCGGGCUUUGUAAGACAAAAAGAAUGACUUGAAUUUUUUUCCUAGUUUUAAUUUUAUCCUUUCCUCUCUUUUGGCAGUAGGCUGACAUUUUAAACAGCUUGAGGCUCACAGAAAGUACAGCUUCAUGCAAAACAAAAUGGUAUUUGCUUUCAUUUCCUUCCCUUCCCCUAAAUAUUUCCUUUGCUGGUGGUCAUUAAUGCACUUUUGUGAGUUUUAACUGUGUAGAUGUUCCUGUUUCCUAGAAAUGACCAUCAACUCUCAGACACCUAAGAUCACCUUAAAGGUACUAUGUGUAGGAUUUUCUUAUCAUAUAUAACUGAUUGGCUUUAUCCCUUACAUAUUAUUUCUGGGAUUGGGAAUAAACACUAACCAUUUGGAGAAUGGUUGAAAAUAUUGGUAGGAGGCAGCUAUUUUAGCUUGUCCUGACACCUAGCGCAACUAAAAGUCCGUCAUUCUUAGCAUGUUUCCUCUGUUUUACAGAUGUCCUCUGUAUCAGCUUUCCAUUGGCCACAGAAGAGUAAAAAAUAGUUUCUUUACUUUGUGAAUUGAUCUACUCAUAUGUUUCCAAACCACCUGAGCCAGAUACUGCUUAUCUAGAUUUUUUAAAAAUAUAUCUGUAAGUUUGAGACUUGACCCAGCAGGACUCUUUAAGUGCAAAAGAGGAAUUUGGUACCACACAUAAAACAGAAGCAGGGAUCAGAGAUGAAGCAACAGAACAAGAAAAAAUAGGCAAUAAUACAGCAUUUAAUUUCACCUCAAUAUUUGGUCAAUAGGAAAUAUUUGUUUGCUGCACUUGAGCAGCCCACAACUCAUGGAUAGAUCACUGGCUGUUAUAUACAUAAAUUGGCUGUUAUAUACAUAAUUUGGCAAACAAUGAAGCAGUGUUUCAACAACAGCAACUCUCUGUGUCUGUUAUUGUAAUGCAAUAAUAAAAUAAGUCAGUGUUAUUAUAUAAUGGAAAUCCUACACGUGCUACCUGCAGCUUUUGAAUCUUAAAUCAGUGUGUACUGGCUAAAUGCUUGCCACUUUUGUACAGUAGAUGUAAAUAAUAAAAAAAAAAACACAGGAGAUAAAAGGCCUGUUCACACUCAUGUGAAAGUGAAAAUGAAAACUAACAAAUUGAAAAGCUCUAUUUUAUGCUGUCAGGUUACUAUUAGACUUUCUUCCCAUGUAUUGACGUCAUCAUGAAAUUGUUAUUGAGCCCAGGGCCUAACCACACCUCACUGCUGCUUUGCACCAACUUCUGUCAAUGCUUGAUGUUGUAUUUGGUAAUUGAUUGGCUGGAUUUCAUUGACAAUGGCACUUGGCAUUUACUGUGAUUGAAAUUUGUGGGAAACUGAAUCCAGGCAUUGCAGUGAAAGGUCAAAUGCAGCUACCACAUCAUCAGGAGACAAACAGUAUACUAUGAAUGCACACGCUCAAAAGUGAGCAAUACUGGGUUAUACUUAAAGAUUUAUUACCAAUUUUGUUACAUAAUAUUUAAAAGAGUCAGCAUUUUUAGGUAUAUUAGCAUUUUUAUUAGUCACCACAUUUCUUAGAUUAGAUUGUACAUUUUGCAAUGUCAUUCUACAGGGAAGAGGCACAGCUGUCCUCUACCAGGUGCUAAAUAACUAAUACGGUCUUUUAGUUGGAUACUUGCACAUGUUCAUCAAUGCACACACAAUAUGCAAGUUCACAGACAAAUCAGAAAGCUAUUCUCUACUUUCCCAACAGGUCUGCUUAGAUUUUUUUUCCUCGACUUUUAUGACCCAUAUUUUUUAUUGCAAACCCCCAACUGUGGAAAAUGAACACCAGCUAAGUGCUUGCACAUUUUGGCUGUGGCUGCUAAGUCUUUGUACUCUACCAGAUGCAGCCAGUGUCUUUUUUAUUUUAGACAGUAGGAAGGCUGUUGGAAGUAAUAGAAGUAGCUGAUGAAAGUUGGGGUCCACCAGCUACCUUGACCAGAAUGAGCAAUGAGCUUCCAGCCCUGCAGAUAGUCCAAAUAAAUCUUCUCAGAGAGGAUCCUCAGCCUCCCCCAUGUGAUGUGGACUUAGAGGCUGGCUGUUAGAUGACCUGUAAGACAGGUGGUUUUGUUUAUCAUGUCAGCAAGUUGGUUUAACCUGAGAGUUUGGUAUUGUUUCAAUUUCUGUCCAUCCAUGCAUACAGCCAAAUCAACAAAGUAGUCUUUAAAGGUCCUUUAAACAAGACAAAUCAGAACAUUUUGCACCACUGCUAAGACACAAGCAAGGUGGUGCCAAGCUUUUUUUAUUUGGUGACAAGAACCAACAUCUGCCAGUUCUCUUUUAUUGUAUAUGUUAGAUUAUGGUUUCAGUGCUUUAGCGGCUUGAAUUGCUGCAGAUGAGAUACUACUAGCAGCCUGAGCUUUGAGACUUGAUUGAGGAGGACUGUGUGGCCAUCGGGCUUUGAGAUCAGUAGUCUGGUUUAGAGCUCAGCUAUGUUAAGAGAGUUGGGUUGUGGAAUGAGGUUUGAAAGUGCAACUCUGAAUGAGUUUUUCUCCUUUGUCUCUCAGAGAGUGUACUUACUUUAGAGCGUGUGCUUAGGUGAAUGGUCUCAUCCUUUGUUAGGUCGACAUCAUGGCAGCUUUCUUUGCAGGUUUCUUUUUUGGAGCUUCCGUUUUUGAACGUUUUAGCCUGCUGCAACUGCACCAUGUUUAUAGCUGGGGAUGGGAAUAAUUACACAACCAGUCAUGAGCAGGAGGAUUCACUAGUUGGCAUAUAAGUACUUCUCAAAAGGUUAAAAUAUGCAACUUGUAUAUGGUAUUCAUAUUAUGAUGACAUUGUUAAGCAACUUUCAUGCAAUAUGUGCAUUGUGUUUCUGGUAUUUGUAUGUUUUAGCCUUGUCUGUUACAAAAGUUCAUAUAAAUUGGCAGUGAAAUUGAAUUCCCAUCCCUUUGUAUGACAGAAACAUCCUUUAAGUUUUAUAAUGCCAUUUCUGUUAGUCUAUACAUUUUGCUAUGAGCUUAAGUCAUUUAGAGAAGAUAUACAGAUGCAGUAAGCAAAUGAAAAAUUUAAACAGUUAGUGCAAGCUUUGUAUGCUAAACCACUUUGAGCUUUGCAGAUUCUAGCAAUAGCUUGUGGCUGGGUGUUUCAGUUUUUAGCAUUUGUUAUUGGGUAUGUGUGGCCACAUGUGCAUGCCUUUAUGCACAUGUGUGGAAUCUGUCUGCAGCUAUGCCUUUUGACUGGCAGAUACUAUAGCUUUGGCUGUGAUGUGCUGAGCGCUGUUAAAUUGAUUUGCAAAACAAUGAAAGGAUGCACAGAGAAUGGGGAUGCAGGCUGGAGGGGUGAUCCACUGGUUGGUUGCUUUAUAGACACAAUCCAGCCUCCUCCCUUCUGUCACUUUGCUCUGUCUUCACUGCUUUACUCUAGUAUUAAACGCUUGUACACUCACCAAUGUGGGCUGAAAAUUACCGGGCUUUGCAUUGGAAUGGACUUGUAAAAUAAACCUUUGAUUCUUGGACUGUUUGAAAAGGAUGUGAAGCUUUUCGUGGGACAAGCAGUGGAGAGUUGUAAGGAAGGGAUUCAGUGCCGUGUGUCCCUCUUUGCUUACUUUACUUGACGGCAGAGCAGCGACAAUCAGCGGUCACCAUGGGAGACUGCUGGAUUGCAUCGCACUGCCCACAAAUGUUUGUCGUUGCAACCGUGUGCACUCAAGGCAGACGCAUGCUGUGACCUUUUGACUGUGUAGCAGUAUUGUUGUCGCCAUCUUUGUUACAUUUUGAAAUUUCUUGCUUUUGAAAAAUAAAGACAUUGAUUAAAUAUGCUUUCUUUGUAAAGGAUCACAGGCUGUGACUGAAGAAUUGAUCAUCCUGUACAGAUGAGGUAUCAGGGUGGUAUUUUUACCUUUUAACACAGGCCGCUGUGAGCCAAGGCCCAUCAUGUUAUGAUCAAUGAGGCAGUGUGUGAUUUUCAGCCUUGAAACAACCAACUUCACCGGUUUAUUUAUCACUGCCAGGCUGUUUGCGGAUGUGGCGUUUAGAUACAGGGCCACUCAGUACCCAGCGCUUGUAUUUUCAUGUAUGUUAUGAUUAUUGUGAUUCGCACUAGAGAGUGUGCACUAACCUUGGCCUGUGUAGUGCAUACUAAAGAGGGGCCCUAAUAGGAAUGGAAUGACAGCUUGUGUAGAGAGGGGCGUAUUGGUCAUUGGAGGGUGAAGCAGACCAGUGUGUGGUCCCCUCUGGGUGCUCAAGCUGUGCAUUGGUGCUUUUUACAGGGUGCUCUGGCACGAAAAUGUCUACUUUGGUUUCAGAGACAGGGAAAUAAAUGAACGGAUUGCAUAUAAGGAAUGAUUUAGCAGGGCUUGCCUAGCCUAACUUAGCUCUGCACCUGCUCUUCUUCAGUUACAUUUAAUCAGGUUGUCUCUGCAAUAGGGUAAUCUGCAAACUGUUGUCUGUUGGCGAUGGUUUUAGUCAACGAUCUCAAAUAAAAUCUGAAGAAUCUCUUGGAGAUUAAGACAAAACUAGCUCUAAUCCUGGAUACCCAGCAUAAAGGCUAUUAUAAUCCAUGGGUCAGGUUUGCAGGUGACAGCUUUAAGCAGAUAUGCUUAUGUUGAAUGGACUUCAUGGUGUGGUUUAACAAAAUAUGACUGCCCUCUUUAAGUAGAAGGCUGUUAUUUGGUUCAAGUUUGGAGAAAUUGUGAAGUGUGGGGCAAAGAGAAGAGCAGGGGCUGAAAGAACUUGGAUCAGGUUUCAUUUCUUUUUCAAACAAGAAUAAAAAAAAAAAACAAAACCUAUUUUA
Molecule: messenger RNA, 7239 nt
Organism: Cheilinus undulatus (humphead wrasse)
Lineage: Eukaryota; Metazoa; Chordata; Actinopteri; Labriformes; Labridae
Gene: rxrba
Product: retinoid x receptor, beta a
Exons: 13
Coding region: 219-1631 (470 amino acids)
Biological process (GO): response to retinoic acid; retinoic acid receptor signaling pathway; cell differentiation
Cellular component (GO): RNA polymerase II transcription regulator complex; nucleus
Molecular function (GO): retinoic acid-responsive element binding; nuclear receptor activity; zinc ion binding
Source: RefSeq, a predicted model, not a curated record